Messenger RNA from Linepithema humile (Argentine ant), 2227 nucleotides. It is a transcript of the gene RASSF8, whose product is annotated as ras association domain-containing protein 8. Gene Ontology annotation, biological process: signal transduction. Lineage: Eukaryota; Metazoa; Arthropoda; Insecta; Hymenoptera; Formicidae. The record is from RefSeq and is a predicted model, not a curated record.
UGCAUUUGCAUCGUGUCGGAUAUUGCCAAUCGCUGCUGUCGUGCACAUGCAAUAUUCGCUUAACGCAAACCGUCGCUUGCAUGAAUGUCGCCAUAGUAGUGCAUCUGUCAAUGAUCUGUCACUUUGAUAAUUGUAUACUGCAAAUCGGAGAAAUAUUUAAAGUUGUUAAUGAAUAGUGUAUAUUAGAUUUGUUGUAGUGAUAAUGUCCCAGUGUUUUAAUGAUAAUUAAUCGGUCGUGUUGGGAUAGAUUUGGUUUCGUUCGAAGCCAAAUUUUAUGCGAACUUGAACGAAAUACUAAGGUUAUAGUAGUAGUGUAUAAGUCGAUAAGAGGAGCAGCAGAUAAAGGCCAACUUAUAUUUCUCAACAAAAGUUAACUUUGCAAUGCGAAAAAUUAAGUUCGAAAUUCUCUAUUACUAAUGGAUGUGAUGGAGCUGAAAGUGUGGGUGGAAGGAAUACAACGUAUCGUAUGCGGUGUUACCGAGAAUACAACAUGUCAAGAUAUAGUAUAUGCGCUUGCUCAUGCUACAGCUCAAAGAGGUAGAUUUACCUUGGUGGAGCGUUGGCGAACCAAUGAACGUUUAUUGGCUCCUUAUGAAAAUCCUUCUAAGGUUUUAAUGAAAUGGGGUGAAUAUUCCUCAGAAGUUCAACUAAUUUUGAGACGCUCAGAAAAUAAUAAAACGUGUGCAUUACCAUCUCGAUUAACACAUACAUCACGUGUAAAUGCAUUACCAGUUUCAAUUGAACAUAGUACAGGCACCACUACUUUGCAAGAUGACAUAAAAAAUAUAUCAUAUACGCAAAGUUCAGAUUUUGAUGAUAUGCCAGGUGGAUUGGAAAGAAAUAGAGAUACCAGAAAAUCACUUACCUUUAGUGGACUUCAUGGAGGUAUUACAGAAGGCAGUACAGAGAUUCAAAUGGAAAAUGUGGCUGUAGUUCAACCAACACUACAUUUAAAAAAUAAGGAUUUAAAUAUACGAAAAAAUGUACAAAAACCUGCUCAAUCACCUACAAGAGGAGCUAAUGCUGAAACAACACAUUUGUCGCAAAAAAAGGUGCGCGAAGUCCCACCAUAUAGAGAGCCUCCAGGCCCAGCUUCACCACCAUUACGAACUUUACCACCAUAUCGAGAUCCACCUCCGCCGAAUUUAAACAGUCCUGGAAGACCUCAAUAUGUAUCUAGUAACAAUACAGGAAGUCCUCAUGUGCCCAAAGAGGAUCAGCCAUCUUCUAGUAAUUCCAUGAAAUUGAAAAGAAAUCUCAUCCAGGAAUUUCAAGAUACAAAAAUGCCCACACAGUCCGUUAAUUCACUUCCUGCCAUGGCACAAAAUAUGGCAACUGUUGCUUAUACUCAACGAUAUGUUGAACUUAUAAAACUAGUCAAUAAGCAACGAGACACUAUUAAUGCUCAACAAGCUGAUCUUACAAAAUUUGAUGCAGAAAUAUUAUAUUGGGAAACAAAGAACAAGGAACAAAUGCAUCAAAUGGAUUAUAUUUCCCAAGAAAUGAGUCGUAUGGAAUCUAAUGGCCGUAUUAUCGAGGAACAGCUCAAAGAAUUAGCUCAUGUAGAAGAAGAAAGUGAAAUAGUUAGGCAGCAAGAAAAAACAUUGAAGUCGGAAAUAACAUUGCUUAGAUCAAAGCUUGCCAAUUGUGAAACGGAAUUGCUUCAAUGUAAAAAUAAGAUUAGACUAGUUAUGGAAGAACUUGCAAUAGAGCAACAUAAUAUAAGUCGUGAAACAGAUGAACGGCAAAUUAUGGAACGGAAAAUAAUUAGUGAAGUGGAACACUUACAAAAUGAGGUAGAACAAGCUAAACGCGCAACCGAAUUAGCUUCACAACAUGCGGAAUCUCUAAAAUUAGAAGUAGUUAACUUGGAGUCAGCUAUUGUUGAAAAGAAGUUACAAGUAGAGAGAUUGGUAGCUGACAUGAAGGAGGCAAAUUUGCAAAGUUUAGCUGUCGCAUGUUCAGAUGAACAAGUCAAAUCUUUACUAGAAGGUGCCCAUAAACCUGGAAGUACUCGUAAAAUGAUAGGAUCACCAAGGCAAUUGGAAACUGCAGUGCCCACAAGUAAAAAUCCACAUGGUGUGUGGGUGUAAAUAAAAUAAAGCAGUAUACCCCUGACAAUGUGUGUGUGUUAUUCUAUGUGAGAAGUAUAUCAAAGAGUACAUAUCGAAAUAUUUCUAUAUGUUUAUGUUAUUUUAGUAAAUAGUUAAAGUAUUCUUUAUAUUCA